AUGGGUGGGAAAAUUCCCAAGCUUGAGAGCAAGGCUAGCGGCCAGAACGCUACUAAUGCCACUUCUCCCCUACUAUCCCCCCCAAUGUCUGCAACUUCAAGCGACUCGGACUCGAUCUCGUCUCGCGGGGAUUUCGAUCCGGUCGACAUGGAGCUGGAUCUGAAUGGGGGUGCUGGUCUGUCAGACGUCACCACGCCGCCCGCCACACCUCCUCCCAAGGCCACCUCUGUGUCUGCUGGAGAUCUUCUCUUCGAAAGGCACACUGCACACAGGCUUCCCGUCUCUUUCGAGGAGUCUUUUUCGAACCGCCUUGCGCACCAGUUUGUGGCGCACGAUCAACAAUUCCAACAAAUGUGUGCCAAGCUCGACGGCAAAGUGUCUCACGAUAGAGUGUACAUCUUUGUCGACGGCUCCAACAUCAGCACCAGCUUCUACCAGGACCUCAAGAAGAAGUUUGGAAUGCGCCACAAUGAGCCGCUCCCCGGUUGCCUUGACAUCGUCAAACUGCAUGAGAUAUUGCAGCGAGACAGACAUGUCAUGGCCUCCCACAUCGUUGGCUCCAAGGCUCCCGGCAAGACUGAGGCUCAGUACUUCUUUGAUGCCGAGGAGAUUGGCUACCAGAAGACCAUUCUUCCUCGAAUUCCCAAAGAUGGCAAGAAGCCGUUCUCGAACACGUCUGAUUCUGACGACAUAUAUUCGAGACGCCGUGAGCCCAUGCAGGAGCAUCAGGUUGAUGAAAACCUUCAGCACUUGAUGAUCAACUGCGCCGUCGACAACAUCAACAACAAAGGUGUCAUCAUCCUCGUCACUGGGGACGGCAACUCGAACGAGUCCGGUACCUCUGACGGCUUCCCCGCUCACGUUGUACGUUGCCUAUCGUUGGGUUGGGCUGUUGAAGUGUACUCUUUCAAGUCGGCGUGCUCCGAGGUCUGGACCCAGCCGGAGCUUCUCAACAACAAAGGGUGGGCUGGCCGUGUCUCUGUCCACUAUCUGGACAGCUAUUUGCACGACUUGUGCAAGCCUUCUUUCGAGAAGCAGCUGUCGGAGGUUGCUGCGAAGCAUGCCACUCGGGCGUCUUGUCGCCCUACACCCAUGACUCUGAAGCGGAUGACGCCGAUCGCUGAGGAUAAGGUCGCCUCCCCUCAUUCUCACGCCGCUCACCCUGAGAACGACUGGAGGACUCCUUCCCCCAAAAAGGCAAAGUUCACCGGCCCAGUGAUGUCUGAAUAUCAGUUAGUGACAGCUACCAAGUCGCACACAACGUCCGAUUACCAAACGCUUUUGCAGAGUGCCAGCACCUUUGGCGCCACCAAGACCACCUUUGCUUCCACAAACGGUUUUGUGGGCGGUUGCUUCGGCUCGUUCCAAUAG
This is a messenger RNA of Colletotrichum aenigma, 1371 nucleotides long. RefSeq lists its product as uncharacterized. The record is from RefSeq and is a predicted model, not a curated record. Lineage: Eukaryota; Fungi; Ascomycota; Sordariomycetes; Glomerellales; Glomerellaceae. The transcript has a single exon. The coding region runs from base 1 to 1371 and encodes 456 amino acids.